This is a messenger RNA of Anopheles merus, 721 nucleotides long. RefSeq lists its product as uncharacterized. Lineage: Eukaryota; Metazoa; Arthropoda; Insecta; Diptera; Culicidae. The transcript has 2 exons. The record is from RefSeq and is a predicted model, not a curated record. The coding region runs from base 246 to 554 and encodes 102 amino acids.
AACGGCACGGAAAAGAAAGCAGUUACACUGUACUGUAACGAUCGUUGUGAGCAGUGCCGAUCCUGAGCAACAAUACGGCAGUGCAGAAAAACGAUGCAAAGAGCGAGCUGCUGGCAGUGCUUGCAGUACAUGUACAUAAUAAAGAAACAUUUGAAAAUCCACGUGUGUUACAAAAUUAAUUUGUUCCCAUCCUCGUACCAUCAUCUUCACCCAACCUUUCAUGUGUAUGGAAAGGAGGGCGCCCGAUGACACUGCUGUACGUACAGGGAUGGCUGUUCACGGCGGGACAACGCGGCAAACCCAAGCUGGUGAUUGAAAACAACUCCUACUUCCGGACGAAGGGUGAUAGCCUACGGGCGUACUGGUCGUGCUCGUUCUACAAAUCGAAGAAGUGCCGCAGCAAGCUGGUAACCCACCGCGGUAGCCAUACGGUGAAGUACACGCACAGACCGCACACCCAUCCGGACGAGUAUUCGGACACGUCCAGCGUGACACCGCUUGACGCGGAUAUUGAUGAAUUUUACAUACGGGAUGGAAAGGACUGUCUUGCUUGAAUCAGGCUGACGAUCGUUGUUUCCAUUUCGGUGCGAUAUUUGAAUGUCUAUGAUUUCCUUUUUUUCUUUUUUACUUUGUAUGGUAUCAAUUAGUGUGCGACUGUGUGUGGAUAACAAGACGUUUUCCCAAAUAAAAUUGACCUGCCCUAGUAGUAGCGGACUCUAGA